Molecule: messenger RNA, 4900 nt
Organism: Osmia bicornis bicornis
Lineage: Eukaryota; Metazoa; Arthropoda; Insecta; Hymenoptera; Megachilidae
Product: peroxidasin-like
Exons: 7
Coding region: 62-997 (311 amino acids)
Biological process (GO): synapse organization
Cellular component (GO): neuron projection membrane
Source: RefSeq, a predicted model, not a curated record
AAGGGAACAGAGGUGCCCUGUUUCAAAUUUCGAAACAGAAAUGAGCUGAGAAUCAGCUACGAUGUUGAGUCGUCUUUCGGCCGUGGUGGCCUCCAUUUUGGUUCACCAGCUACACGUUUUGUGGGCCGCCACUUCAUUAGGUGCUAAGCCGUUUCCCGGACUGGAAAACCUGCCCAAAUCGUUCUGGGAUGAGCUCAGUUCGCCUUUUACCGAGGUAUACGAGGUGGAAAGUUUUGCGACAGAAACUAGCGGCACGCCCGAGCCAAGACCCUUUUUCGAAGAUCCAGAAAGCAACAUAACCGUGCAACUCGGUGCCAAAGUGUACAUGCAUUGCAGGGUGCAGAACCUGCAGGAUCCUCUCAAAGUGUCCUGGGUUCGCAGACGAGGCGAGGAGCUUCACUUGCUCACCUACGGUCCGGACACAUACUCAAACGACGCCAGGUUCUCGUUGGAGUUUGAGAAGCCGAAUGAUUGGCGGUUGCUUUUGAGCACGGUGACCGAACGAGACGGUGGCCUGUACGAGUGUCAAGUCAGUGCUCAUCCUCCAUUAGUCAGAACUGUCCAUCUGACGGUAUCAGUACCGAGGGUAGAAAUUGUGGAUGAACACGGCGCGACGGCAGGUGACAAAUUCUACAAAGCGGGCAGCACGAUAGAAUUGAAGUGUGUGGUCAGCAAUAUACCGCAACCCACCGGGUACGUUACGUGGCGGCACGGAUCCCGAACGCUAAAUUACGACAUCACUCGUGGAGGAAUCAGUGUGAAGACGGACAUGGGCACCAGCGGUGCGACAUCCAGGCUCUACAUUGCGAACGCGAACAAAAAGGACAGCGGAAACUAUAGUUGCGCCCUAGCUGAUGUGGCCGCUGCUACCACGGUUUCCGUCCACGUUUUAAAUGGCGAGAAUCCAGCUGCCAUGCAACACGGCGGAGUAUCAAAUCAAAGAGCAGCCUUGCUCAUCGUCGUUCUCUUAACACUAUUAUCAUCGUUUCUGAGGUGACCGUGAUGACCCGAUCAUUCCACGGGCCUGCAAUUCGAAUGGUGCUAAAAGUUUCCUCGUUAAAGAUGAAUACAUACCGAGAAAACUGAAGGAAACGAUCAGCUUUCGGGCCCAUAUCCCCCCGGUGGCGAGCAUUUCAACGACCGAACGCACUUUUGUGCUCGGUAUCAAACAUUUGUACCGAACCAGACGAACAAACAGAAACAUUUUCUCUCGACCAUACACGGAAACGUUCUGAACACGAACGAAACGGUACGUAUGCUUCUACAAAAUCGUUGUGUUCGACGAAGAAGCUUCCCUUUUUCAUUGAAAACAUCGAAGUAUACGGAAAAAUUCUUUCGAGACGGAUAACAAAGUUUCUCGUCGAUCAAGAUCAAUUUUCAUUGGUCACUUUUAAACGUACCGCUCGGAACUUCCGCUUUCAUCGUGUUACAACAUUGUACACACAUCAGUUUUUAGAAAUCGUCGAGGACGUUUCUGAGGAAAGGGACAUAAGCUAAAAAUGACGAAUUCAGUGAAUCGUGUUAGUGAUCUUAGCUUUAGUUUUUCUAAUAUAUUGCUACGUUUGAAUUGUUAAUGUUGUUAUUCCCAUGAAGUAUAUAUAGAUAUAUAUGACAGUUAGUUGAAGACGAUUUACUGAGAAAGGGCCCAUAGAUCUAUGUAUAAAUGUUCUUUUCCAGAAACGUCCUCGAUUCCUGACUGGUCGAUGGUAAACACGAAACAGAAGGAGGGACAUGAAUUAUUUAUUGAUAUUUGUUGAUAAGUAAGAUCGAGGCGGGAAGGAUCGAAUGAGAAUCACCGUGAUUUUUUGUUCGAGCAUAUUAACAUAUCAAUUGAUGUCUGAGUAAGAACUCAUGAUUCUUUCUCUUUAUUUUAAUCGAUGAAGAUGAAAAUAUUUUUUUUUAUUUUUCAGUAGUAUUUGUCAAACUUUAAAUAUGAAUUUGAUGUACCAUAAGUCUUAUAUCAUGAGAUUAUGUUAAGAAAUCAUCUUCGAUGACCGAUGAUAAAAAUUUUUUCAUUCAAAAUUCGUAACAAUGAACGUGUCAAUAAAAAGCAGUUCCUAAAUGAAAACUUAGCGGGUGGUAGGGCGAUCAAACUACAAACUACUAUGUAUAGUAAUAUGACGUGAUGGUCGUGAAAAUUCAUCAUCGUAAGUCAGAUUAGGUGGACAGGUGGGUAGAACCGUGUUAUCUUUCACCAGUGGGGUAGGCCACACGGAUGAAGGUAGGAAAGGGAUGAAAACUGAAAUUCAUCGAGGCUGGGGUUGAAAAAGCGAUUAGCACACGCGAUUGGUACGUCAUAGGGUGGGCGGAUGUGGAUUGAACAGGAUCGAUCGGCCGUGUAUCCGGCGUUUAUACAAGCACGUUUGGCCAGUCGUAGCCGGGCCCGGUGACCGAUGCAAAAAUCAUUGUCCUCCCAACGGUCUGGUAAUCAAAGUGUUUAAAUUUGUAGUGGCGAAGGGAAGGGAAUACAAAUUUGCAUACUGCUGUAUACGAUAAACAGUGAAGGGCGAUGGAGGGGAAGGAGGUUGGCAGGAAGUGAUUUCGAGAUUUUAUGAGCGGUCAUUGUCUGCGUGGCUGAGUGCUCCCGGCGUUGUAGGAACUCGCUUACUGCUUUAUACGUGUCGCGUAAUAAUUUCGACCGGUCCUGCCCGACCAUUAUUCGACGCUUCAACUUUUCACGACCAGCCCCGUGUUUGACGUUGUUUGGGUUUCUAAUUAUCCGUCGGAAAAAUUCUUUUGUUUCCUUUGGCCGACCCUGCGUCGCUUUGUAUUUUAUUUUCCUUCGAAAGGAACAAGUCUACCGUUAGAGGAUACGUGAAAUGCCUAACGCGAUUUCAUUAGAUAAAAGUUAAAUGACGUUUCCGUUGUAACAAGUGUAGUAACUGUGACAGAGAGAAGAGAGAGAUAUAUAUAAAAUUUGAAUUUAAAUUUUAAUGGAAAUGACUAUGGAGAUCCUUCGUUAAUAUUCUUGCAAUUAGCUUAAAAUGGCUGAAUGUAAAGCUUUUUAUAAAGGAUAGAAAUAUUCACCUACAAAAAGAAACAUUUCAUUUUUCAUGGUGUUCUCUUAUCCCCAUAAGCCGUUGUCCGCCCAGAAACGAUCCACGCGAACGAUGAAAUCGAAACAACAAAGGGCCAUUUCUGUUGAAUAAUUACAAGCCCGUUUUUUAAAUUACAUAUCGCGUCCCUUUUUGUUUGCCGAGCACACGCCCGUUCGGAUUUUCAAUCAUCCAAACGAAACACGAAUAGCAAAAAGAAAAUAAACGAGAGAAAAAAAGAACGCUGCUACUAAAACGUCAUAGCAAUUUUCAUUUCUCGUUUCGCGUCCCCUAUUCUCCCCACACGCGUAAUCUGUUUUUCUAGGGGGGGAAAAAAGUAUCAAAAAUGCAACGAGAGAGUUGGAAAUCGCGCUUUCGUUUCAUUUCCCUGCUCGUUUCUCUAUUUGUACAUACAGUUCUUUUUGACUAGGGAUGCUGCUAUCCAAAAUGAUAUACAAAAUUUCUUCUCUUAGAGUUGUGACAUUUUUUAUGCCCUUCUAAUUUGCACAGAACUGAAUUAUUUUCAGUUGUAACAUUAUUUAUGAUUCAUUUGUAUGCGUCAAAUGACUGGUCGCGAACCGCAUGGAAUACAUAAUAGGUUUUCAAUUUUUGCCCACUGAUUUAUAACAUUGUUGAUAGCAGCAUCUCUGCAAGUGUCCUAAGAUCUUCACUUGAAAACGCACAAUCACAGACGGAAUCGAGCGUGACACGGGUAAGAAUCGAUCACGAAAUGGAAAUCGACGAUAGAUUCGACUCGGAACGGUUAAACGGCUCGUGACGAUAACGUAGAGAUAGUUGAGUGUAAAUCAGAUGUUCCUGGCUGCUGGGUAGCCAGCUUGUAUAACACGAUAAUUUAGCUGAGGCAUUAUUGCACACGGGCAGGUGCAAAAUAUUUCACCAAGUCGAAUUCCCGUGUACCGGUGCACAAAAACCGCAUAUACGUGUAAUCAAUGCCCAUGAUAAAUUUGAUUAUCAGCUGGACCGUGUAGAAGUAUUUCGAAAAUCGUCAAAUACCCAGCUUUUCAGAAACUCAAAUUCUCUAUGUUCUUUCUUUUCAAAGAAAAAUUGCAGUGGAAAUAAAUACGGCUGUAAGUUUUAUUUUGUACGUUUUAUUUUUCAAUGCAAUUAGUAUAAUUUAAUAAUGCAAUAGUCUAUUUCUUUGGUACUUCAAGUGACAUAUUUGAUUUAAUACCAUGAUUAAUAUUAAAAUUUGUUUAUAUUUUAAAAAGUUGUCCUUUCUCUCUUCUUACUUACUUACUUACUAUCAAUUUAUAUUUCUCGAAGAGCGAAAUGUUGUCAACUACUGGAAUUUGAAACAAGUUACAUUUGCGAAUUAAUAGUAAACACUCGAUAGCUGAGCUUCCACGAUAAGAAACGUCCAUAAGAGGCUGAAACAGAAAAGUGGUCUGGAAAGUGCGUGGACGACAAGCUUUUUCAAUUUAAUAUUGUAAAUAGAUUUAAUAAAUUAUUUAGAAAAACAGGUCAUAUCAAUUUGCUUUAAAAUGGCAUAUUGUUUUUAAAUAAUUCAAUUCCUUUUUUUUAGUUUCAUUUAACCAUUUCUGUUCUUAAUUCAAAAAUUUUGUAAAAAGUCAUUUGCAUUCUUUUGGUUCUAAGUGACUCAUUUUUAAUUACAAUUUUGUGCAUCAAAAGAAAAGAUUUAAUCCUAAAUCUAAACCAAAAUUGACGUUUCACUAUAAUAAAAGUUGCUGAGUUUUACGGCUGCAGAAACACAAACUAUGUGAUUCAUAACUACCGACUAGGUACUAAUCCCUGGGAAGCUAAAAUCGAACAUCCGAUUGCUUUUCCAUGUUUGCCUGAACAUUUACUGCGCCUCGGAUGAUUGUGUUUGUUUUACCGAUUGUGUC